UAAAUUUCAAAAAAGUACCUUCUUCAAUACGUGUUGCUAUAAAUAGUACUCAAUUUUUCAUUUUUUCCCUCAUUCAUUUCUGCUUCCCCAUUGCACAAAGGAACUCUAAUAUCAAUCACCAGUAACUUUACAGACAACAAACAUGGCCGAUUCAUCACGCGAAGAAAAUGUGUACAUGGCCAAGCUCGCUGAGCAGGCUGAGCGGUAUGAGGAAAUGGUUGAGUUUAUGGAGAAGGUUGCGAAGACAGUAGAUGUUGAAGAACUGACUGUGGAGGAAAGGAAUCUUCUUUCUGUGGCUUACAAGAAUGUGAUUGGUGCAAGAAGGGCUUCUUGGAGGAUAAUCUCUUCAAUUGAGCAGAAAGAGGAGAGUCGUGGAAACGAAGACCAUGUUAGCAGCAUUAAAGAAUAUAGAGCCAAAAUUGAGGCUGAACUCAGCAAGAUAUGUGAUGGGAUUUUGAACCUUCUCGAGUCCCAUUUAGUACCAUCAGCCUCAACAGCUGAGUCGAAAGUGUUUUACUUGAAGAUGAAAGGUGAUUACCAUAGGUACUUGGCUGAGUUUAAGACUGGGGCAGAGAGGAAAGAAGCUGCAGAGAACACUUUAUUAGCAUACAAGUCUGCUCAGGAUAUUGCAUUGGCUGAACUGGCUCCUACUCACCCAAUCAGGCUGGGACUUGCCCUUAACUUUUCAGUGUUCCAUUAUGAAAUUCUUAACUCACCUGAUCGUGCUUGUAACCUUGCAAAGCAGGCCUUUGAUGAUGCCAUCGCGGAGCUGGAUACACUCGGUGAGGAAUCUUACAAGGACAGUACAUUGAUUAUGCAGCUUCUCCGAGACAAUCUUACCCUUUGGACUUCUGAUACCACGGAUGAUGCCAGGGAUGAGAUCCAGGAAGCUUCAAAACAGGAGUCAGGUGGCGGACAGCAGUAACGACGUAGUAGCAUAGUCUUGUACUCUUUAUUUGUGAUUUUCGAAGACUCUUCGUAUCACUGCUGAAGUCAUUGAUAAAAAAAAAACAUGUUUUAGUAUGAUGAUCUGUUGUGAUGCUAUUUGCAUCGUCAUUUAGUAAUUAGAUUUGAAAUACUGGUAUUUCUUCUGUACUGAUGUGUUGGCUUGUAUUUCUAGUUUCAACUGCAUAUGUUGAUUAGCUUGAAUUUUAAAGUCAUUCAAUAAUUCAAUACUUCCCAAAUCAA
Molecule: messenger RNA, 1188 nt
Organism: Lycium ferocissimum
Lineage: Eukaryota; Viridiplantae; Streptophyta; Magnoliopsida; Solanales; Solanaceae
Product: 14-3-3-like protein
Exons: 5
Coding region: 143-925 (260 amino acids)
Biological process (GO): signal transduction
Cellular component (GO): cytoplasm
Source: RefSeq, a predicted model, not a curated record